AUGAAACGAACGAAACAUGUUCACAAAAAAAAGCCAUCCUUGAAAAGAAGAAUCCACAAAUAUUCGUCUGCUAAUAGUACUAGUGAAGAUGAUGCUUUUGGAGAUUACAAGGACACGUUUUAUUAUGAUCCAACAAUACCCCCAGAUCAAUUUUUGAAAAUUUUAUUUCAAAAUAAUUCUGGAGCAAUGUUAUCGAGUGAUUAUGUGGCUUAUCGAAUUUAUUUGAUUGACCCACAAGUGCAAUGCACGUUUAAUGAAGAUGAAGAAAUGUGUGAAGAGAUCAAUGAACAACUUUUGCAAUCGACGGCUCAGGAAAUUCAUCAAUUCUUUAUGGAGAAUAUCCCAAAAAAUUAUAUUUGGCAAGGAGAUGCCUUUCAUUUGAAUAUAAUAUCACCAAAACAACAAAUUGAACAGCUCGAACAAGAAAUGCUCUCUGUAUAUCGAAAUAAUCAACCAAUUUAUCCUCUUCUAUUUGGUAGAAUUGAUUACACAGAAACAAACAUUGAUGAAUGGUUUGUGACAUAUUUACUCAUGGAACUAAGUCAAAAAUUUCAAAACCGUGUGGUCAUUCAAAUACAGGAUCAAGAUGGUGAAUUUCUAUUAAUUGAGGCGGCUAUGCAUAUAGAAGAAUGGAUGAAUGAAGAUCCUCAGCUCACUCAAAAUCGAGUUUUUAUUUUCAAUGGUCACAUUCACAUUCUUCCAGAUCAACCACAAACUCCUUCACACUCUUACUAUGAGGUAUUUCCAGUUCAAUCACCCGUUCAAAAUAUUCACAAAGCAGUAGAAAUGGUUACUCGAGAGUACAAAUACACCAUAGCCAAUAAGGGAGUACAAAAUUCCAUCAAGGCAAGAUUGUCUUCCUUUCCAAAGGAAGCUCAUGAUUAUGGAACUCAAAGAAUUGCAUGUUUCCUACCAUUGGAUAUUAUCAAAAUUUUGGACCGACAUCCACAAUCCAUUUCGAAGGCCAUCUAUUACUGGGUUCAUCGAAAUAGUGUGACAGAGAAUUUUUUGAACACUUGUUCUCGAUUUUUUCCAUCCUCUCGAAAUCAGAAUUCUAAUGUGAAUUCCACUUCCUCAUCAAGUGAUGACUUGUCAACGAUUGCUCCACGUGACUAUUUUACCUAUGUGACCGUUCUUGUCAAUCGAUGUCAAUACGUUCAACUUUUAGCGUCCCGAAUGGAAAGUGUUCCAUCCAUUUUACAAUCGAUUUACAAACCAAAUGCAAAAAGAACCGAAGAACAAGAACAAGCUUACAUGUUUGGGUUGAAGAUUUUAUGUGGAUUUGAAAUUUAUUAUCAAACAGAGAAACCUUUGGAAUUAUUUGAAAACUUUGAAGAAUAUUUGGAACAUUUGGAUGAUCAUGGAUAUUUUGGAAUGGAAUUACCAGGCACUAAAAAUUAUAAUUUUCUCAUUCAAAAAGCAGAAAAUUAUUAUCGAAUGGAUUCCAUUUCACAAAAUGUUGAAAAAUGUUACUUUUUAGAACAAUUAAUUUAUGAAAAUCAAUAUUUAACAAUGAAAGAUCUAAAGCAACGAAAACUUAAAGUCGAUCCUGAUGAUUGGUUAGACUCUGCUCAAGAAGAAAUGGAAAAGUAUCUCACACAGAAAGGAAUGGUGAUGAAUGAAGAGGUUGAUGACGAAGAAAUUUUGAAACAAAAAGCAAUGGAUUUGAUGAAUGGUGUAAAAUCUUUUGUAGAGGGACAAAGUACUGGUUUUGAAGGAGUGGAAUUUAAUUGGUCUCAAGAAAAGACUUUCGAUGAAAAUUCUCGUGCAGAAGCCACAUCAACAUCUUCUCGACUCGACAAAUUAUUGCAAGAAACAUUUGGUAAACUCAAAAUUGAGGAUCUCAUCGAUAAGAAAGAUGAAGAAUAUUUGAAAAAGUUUUCAAAAGAGCUCUAUAGCGGUGAAGAGCUGGACGAUGAAGAGGACGAGUGGGAAGAUAUCGAAGAUAACAGAACCAUUGAUCCAGAAAUGCAAAAUGUUAUGAGAGAAAUGGACGAGGAGCUUCUGCAGUACAGUGACACUCAACAACGAUCUGAAAUGAUGAGCGAUGCUAAUGUCAUGAAGAAUCUUCUCAAAUCGAUGAAAGCACAGGGUGGCGACAUUGGUCCAGCCUCAAUACUUUUGGAACAAUUGGGAUUCAAAGUGCCAAUUGAUGAUGAGGAUGAAGAUGAUGAUGAGCAGGAGAGUGAUAACUAG
Molecule: messenger RNA, 2196 nt
Organism: Naegleria fowleri
Lineage: Eukaryota; Heterolobosea; Eutetramitea; Acrasida; Naegleriidae
Exons: 1
Coding region: 1-2196 (731 amino acids)
Cellular component (GO): nucleus
Source: RefSeq, a predicted model, not a curated record